AUGAGAUAUUCUCCUAAAACAUUGGAUAUACGUGAUUUAAAAGCACCACAAAAUCUUCAUUCUUCAGCACCAAUGGCUGAUGUGUCUUUUUUUAAUAAUAAUGCUCCACGAGCAAACGUAAGACAAAGAGGUCCACCAACAUAUAAUGCUGGAGCAAGAUUGAUGCCAACACAUGCAGGACCUGUAUAUAGAAAUAAUUCUAAUCCUAGCAUAAUACAACCCCCAAGAAUAGGAAAUAAUAAUCCUGGUCCUUCAACAAUUCCAACUACUAUUAAUCCUGUUGAAAUACAAGAAAAACAAAAAGAAAUAUUUAUUAAAUUAGUUAAAGAGAGAAUAGAAUAUAAAGAUAAUGAUGAAUUGUGGGUAGAAAUUUCUCAAUUGGGAGGAAAACCUUAUUAUUUUCAUGCUUUUACAAAACAGUCUGUUUGGAAUAAACCUGAGGGAGAUAAUAUUGUAAUAAUUGAUCAACAUGAGUUUAAAAAAAUUGGUGAAGAAGCAGGAAGAAGGUUUAGUGAAUUGACAAAGCAAGGUUCACCUACAAUAAAUGGUUAUUCUGGAGGUAAAAUUACCCAACCAAAUAAUAUAAUGUAUGGAGGAACCAGUAAUCUUCCUCCAGUUACACCAUCUAAUAAUACUCAUUUGGACCCAUGUAUAUUUUGGAAAGAAUAUUUUGAUAAGAAUACAAACAGAGCUUACUAUUAUAAUAUUAAGACAACAGAAACAACGUGGAUUAAACCUCCUGAAUUAGUUGAGAAGGAACUUGAAGAAAGGCGACGCCAAGAAGAAGAAAGAAGACUUGAACUUGAAAGAAAAAAAACUAAUAGAGCUGUAAAAACUAUUCCUGUUAAGGGUACACAAUGGACAGUUGUAUGGACAGGUAAUGGAAAAGUAUUUUUCCACAAUCCAUCUACAAGACAAUCAUUAUGGGAAAGACCACCAGAAUUAUUUCAUAGAGAUGAUGUUGAUCAAAUGAUUAAUAAUGAAUCUUUGGUGAAUAGUAAAUUAUUAAAUGGAGAAUUAUCAAAUAAUGAAAAUAGAGAUAUUAAAGAUAACCAGGAUAGUGCAAAAGAUUCAUUAACUAUUGAUCAACAAGUAACAGAGGAACCAGCAGCAAAAAAGAAGAAAAUAAGUAAUAGUAAUGGCCUUAAUAUACUUGUACCAGCAAAACUUCUUGAUGACCCAAGUGUUCAAAAAGAGAUUGAAGCUCAAAAAACCAGAGAACAACUUCCUUUUGAAGAAAGAGCAAAAAUAUUUAAAGAAAUGAUGUUAGAAAAGAAUGUCUCUGCUACUUCAAUAUGGGAAAAAGAACUUGCCAAAAUUGUAAAUGAUGAAAGAUAUUUAUUGUUAAAUAAAGAUGAAAGAAAAGCUGAAUAUGAUAAAUAUGUAAAAGAAAGAUUAGAAAUUGAGAGGGUAGAAAGAAAAAAGAAACAUAAAGAGGCCGUUGAACAGUUUGAAAGUUUGCUUGAGGAGGCAAAACUUACCCAUAAAAGUUUAUAUCCAACAUUUGCCGCAAAAUAUUCAAAAGAUGAGAGAUUUAAGAAGAUUGAAAAAACUAGAGAACGUGAAGAAAUUUUUAACAAUUGGGUUAAAAAUAUUGCAAAUCAAGAAAAAGAAGAAAAAAAGAAAUUGAAACAAGAUGCAAAGACAUCAUUUAUUGAAAUGUUAAAGGAACACAAAAGUUUGACAAAAAAUAGUAAAUGGUCAGUUUUUAAGAAGAAUGUUGAUAGUGAUAGUAGGUAUUUUAAUACAUAUCUAUCAUCUGACAUUCGUGAAGAAUUAUUUAAAGAUUAUAUCAAAACACUAAAUUCAUACAGUCAAAGUGAUGUAGAAGAGGAGGAUGCACGUUUGGAUAGAUUAAAAGAAAAAUCAUCAUCACAAAAGGCAUUAGAAGAGAGAAAAAAAGUAGUUGAGAAAGAGAAGAAUGAAGUGGCAAAAGACAUGAAGCAUUCAGCAGGAAAUUUGGCUCGUGAUAAUGCUAAACGUUUAUGGAAAACAAUUUUAGUUGAAAAAAUAAAAAAAUAUGAUAUCAGUUGGCAUGAUGCAAAGAAAAUAUUACGAGAUGAUGAAAGGUAUGAAGAAUGUGACUACCUAAGUCGAAGUGAAAAAGAAAAAUAUUUUGAUUCACAUAUUAAGGAUCUUCUUUCUAAAAGACAAAAAGAAAUAUUUUUAUUAUUUGAACAGGAUAAAAGAUUUACUUAUUCUUCAAGUUGGAGUGAUGUAAAAAAGGCAUUAUUAUCAGAUGAAAUGUAUUCUAAUUUUUAUUCAAGUGAACGGAAACUUGAAAAAUACUUUCGUGAAUGGAAGGAUGAAACAACAAUUAAAUUAUUAAAUGACUUUAAAGAACUUUUAAGAGAAACUAAAAUUAUAACUUAUCGUUCCAAAAGAUUGGCAGAAGAAAAUGAACAACAUUUACUUGAUAUUUUAUCAAUUUUGGAAAAAGACAACAGAUAUUUAAUUCUUAAUGAUAUUCCAAUGAAGCGUGAAAAAAUUUUUAUGGAAUAUAUUGAGAAGCUUGAUAAACACGGUCCACCCCCACCACCUACUUCUAGUGAAAAUGAAUCAAUAAAAAAGAAAGAUUUCAGUAAUUGUUAG
Molecule: messenger RNA, 2592 nt
Organism: Strongyloides ratti
Lineage: Eukaryota; Metazoa; Nematoda; Chromadorea; Rhabditida; Strongyloididae
Product: Transcription elongation regulator 1
Exons: 2
Coding region: 1-2592 (863 amino acids)
Cellular component (GO): nucleus
Molecular function (GO): transcription coregulator activity; RNA polymerase binding
Source: RefSeq, a predicted model, not a curated record